ACCCUGACAUCACAUCACCAUAUCCAAGCAUAAUGGAGGUAAUUGCAGUAGAGAGAGUCCAAGCCAUGGCAACCACCGGAGCCAUGCACGAGCUACCGGCUCAGUUCAUCCGACCACUCCACGAGCGGCCGGAGAACACCAAGGCCAUCGAGGGAGUUACGGUUCCAGUAAUCUCCCUCGACGGCCCCCGCGAAGAAGUCGUCAAGGAAAUGUCAGACGCUGCAAUCAAAUGGGGAUUCUUCCUCUUGACCGACCACGGUAUACCGGCGCCGCUCAUCCAACGGCUUAAAGAAGUCGGAGAAGAGUUCUUCGGGCUAUCACAAGAGGAAAAGGAGAAAUAUGCUAACGACCCUGCAAAUGGGAAGUUUGAUGGGUAUGGAACAAAGAUGACGAAGAAUCUUGAUGAGAAACUUGAAUGGGUUGAUUAUUUCUUUCAUAUUAUGUGUCCAAUUUCUAGGGUUAAUUAUGAUUUCUGGCCCAAGAACCCUAGUUCUUACAGGACUGUAACAGAGGAGUAUAAUGAAGAGCUGGUUAGAUUAACUGAUGUGAUACUUGAGCUUUUAUCUGAAGGAUUGGGUUUGGAAAAGAAGGUGUUGAAAACACAUCUUGGUGAUGAAAAGAUUGAACUUGAAAUGAAGAUCAACAUGUAUCCUCCAUGCCCACAACCAGAGCUUGCUUUAGGAGUCGAACCUCAUACCGACAUGUCUGCUUUAACGUUGUUGGUCCCGAAUGAUGUCCCUGGUUUACAAGUUUGGAAUGAACCUAAUUGGGUUGCUGUUGAUUAUCUUCCAAAUGCAAUCUUUGUUCAUAUUGGUGAUCAACUUGAGGUGCUGAGUAAUGGGAAGUACAAGAGUGUCCUUCAUAGGAGUUUGGUGAAUAAGGAACGAAAAAGGAUGUCUUGGGCGGUUUUCGCGGUGCCUCCACAUGAAGCGGUUAUAGGGCCGGUCCCCGAGCUUGUCGACGAUGGGGAACGCAAGGCGAAGUAUUCAACCAAAACGUAUGCGGAGUAUCGAUAUCGGAAAUUCAAUAAGAUUCCUCAGUAAGGAAUGAAUGAAUUUGGAACUAGUUAAUAAGCCUGGCAGGCGGCUAUAAGUUUAUUUUAUUUUGUAAUGUAGUGAUGCAUGGUUCCAUUUUCUUUAAAUGGUACUUAACAUGCUAUUUAUGGGUCGAAUUAACCUUAUUUAUGUAUGGAGGAGUGUAUCUCAUAUUUAUGAUGAAUUAAUUAAUGAUCUAUUAGAAUAUCCUUUUUACAUUCUUGUUUGCUAAGAUAACUCAAAAGAGUAUCUUUUUACCAAGAAAAUAAAAUAAAAUAAAAUAAAAUUAUGAUUUGAUUAGU
Impatiens glandulifera is the source of this 1336-nucleotide messenger RNA. Its product is annotated as flavonol synthase 1-like. Bases 33 to 1043 code for a protein of 336 amino acids. The record is from RefSeq and is a predicted model, not a curated record. The transcript has 2 exons. NCBI's taxonomy places the organism in Eukaryota, Viridiplantae, Streptophyta, Magnoliopsida, Ericales, Balsaminaceae.